AUGGCCUCCGACCUGGACUUCUCCCCUCCCGAGGUGCCUGAACCCACAUUCCUGGAGAACCUGCUGCGAUAUGGACUCUUCCUGGGGGCCAUCUUCCAGCUCAUCUGUGUACUGGCCAUCAUUGUACCCAUUCCCAAGUCCCACGAGGCG
This is a messenger RNA of Lipotes vexillifer (Yangtze River dolphin), 150 nucleotides long. RefSeq names its product mannosidase beta like (gene MANBAL). Gene Ontology annotation, cellular component: membrane. The record is from RefSeq and is a predicted model, not a curated record. Lineage: Eukaryota; Metazoa; Chordata; Mammalia; Artiodactyla; Lipotidae. The transcript has a single exon. The annotation marks the transcript as partial.